Messenger RNA from Aureobasidium musti, 999 nucleotides. Lineage: Eukaryota; Fungi; Ascomycota; Dothideomycetes; Dothideales; Saccotheciaceae. The record is from the annotation of a GenBank genome assembly.
AUGUCGACCAACCGUUAUCUUGACUACCAGAAGGAACACAUGGCUUCCCGCGACUUCAAUCACCUGGAUCUCCCUCCCAAACUCACUCUCACCGACCUACCUACACAAAUCCUCGCAACCAUCCUUAGUCACGCCCUCCCAGAACGUCGCGAGGGCUUUCUGCCCAGCAUUCUGAACACCGCAAACAUGUUCAAGAAGACAUCUACCNGCCCCGCCCCUAAGUUCCUCACGGUCAACAAGAGACUGCUUCGCAUUGGCAAGCAAGUCUGGUUGCAGACUGACUUCACUCAUGUCUACAUCAACUCUUGGGCACCUCUGCACAAGGGGCUUGUUGCUUCUGCAAGCACAAUGUCCUUCGUCGUUCUAACCCUCGACAUCCGCCGUGGCGAGCGUACUCUGAGUCAGAAGCUCGUUCCCUCAGCCAUGGGCGCAAAGCUGCGUGAGCUCCUGCAGAACAUGAAGAAUCUGGAGGUGCUGUUGGUCAGAGUUUGGCACGGCAUUGGCAGCCUGGCCCCUGUGUCAGAGAUCAUCAUGAACAACUUCGCGGGCGUCAGAGUUGCGCAGGCAGUCAAUAUUGCCAGCAUCGUUUCGACUGAAAAGGGAUUUGACCAGGACAGAGGAUGCCCAGGCCUGCUGUCUGAAGUCUACAUCAAGAAUUUCAUGUCGCACCUUCUCCACAUGCCCCUCAACGACAUCCCGGAGCCAGUCACCGUCUAUCUGGAUGAAUCUGAGCCUGCGCUCAGAAUCCCCAUCUGGCGUGCUUGCGCUGCAACUCGCACAACCGACGAAGGUGCUUGGAUGCCCGCCGCCAUGGGCCACGUCGAGUCUGAGGCCGACAAGGAGAAGGAAGCUCGCUCUGCUGAGGAAGACGAAGCCUUGACUCAGCUUUUCAAGGCGAGUAUGAAGGAGGUUCCAUGGGUGAAGGUCGCCAUGCGCGCUGGCAAGAGAAAGGAGAAGGCUGAGAAGAAGAAGGCUGCUGUUGAGGAGACUGGCAAGGAG